GAGAUCUCAACAACUCCACUAGAAUCUGGCGACCGCCGUGCUAAUCGGGAUGGUGACGCCCUCCAUUCAACCCUUGGCCGAUUCGUCUGGGUAUAAAGACGCACCCGCACCCCAGAUCCAUGUACGCCGAAGCCAACCCACACCCACGUGAGCAGAGGAUAUUUCCGCCGCCAGGAGAGAAGGUGAUGGCCAUCACCUUGGUGCUUCACCUGCGACGCCACAUGGUGCUGACCCACGCCCCCACCAUUGCAUAGCCUAGUAGUGUGGUUCUGGAGAAUCUUCAGUGUGCACGGAUCCUGUGUUCAGUCAGAUGAGCCCCAUAGCCAAGAUCACCGUCGUUGUGGAGCGUGGGACGCGAUGAUGGGUUACUGCGGCAUCGGGCUUAUUGGGUGGUCCUGGAAAGUCACCAUACCACUCCGCACCUCUUCAUGGCCUCCCCGUGCGAAGCUAUCGACCAAAGCGCCACCAGUUUCACGCCGGAGUUGGUGCUCCACCGUGAUGCCUCCUUGCUCCGCGGACUGGCUACUCCACAACACAUUCGCAGUCCCAGGUUCCUGGAAUCACAGUCCCGAGGUGAGAGGUUGUGUCAAAUUUUUCCUUGUAGCCCGCAGAACCUUGGUGUUUCAGGGAGAGUAUAUACUACUAUGCAGAGGGGCUCGUCGUCGCAGUUGGACUACGUCCUGGUGCCGCUGGGGCUGGCUGUGAUGGUGGGCUACCACGUGUGGCUGCUCCUCCGCAUCCGCAGCCGGCCGGAGACUACCGUGAUCGGCAUCAACGCCGUGAACCGCCGCAUCUGGGUGCGCCACAUCAUGGAGGACCCGUCCGGCAAGCACGCAGUGCUGGCGGUGCAGACGCUGCGCAACACCAUCAUGGCGUCCACCGUGCUGGCCUCCGUGGCCAUCACGCUCAGCUCGCUCGUCGCCGCGCUCAUGGCCAGCGGCGCCGCCGCCCACGGGGGCCUCCUCCUCUCCGCCCCCGGCGGCGGCAGCGAGGCCGCGCUGGCCGCCAAGUUCCUCGCGGUGCUCGUGUGCUUCCUGGUGGCGUUCCUCCUCAACGUGCAGUCCAUCCGGUACUACAGCCACACGGGGCUGCUCGUCAACGUGCCGCUCGCCGCGCACCGCCGCCCCGCGCGCGCCGUCGGCUACGUCACCGCAGCGCUCAACCGGGGCUUCUACUUCUGGUCGCUCGGCGUCCGCGCAUACUACUUCUCCUGCCCCGUCUUCCUCUGGCUCUUCGGGCCCGUCCCCAUGUGCGCCUCCUGCGUCGCCAUGGUCGCCGCGCUCUACUUCCUCGACGUCAACAAGGAGUGGGAGGACAAGGACGACGACGGCAGCGAGGAUGAAGCGGACGGCGAUGGAAGAAGCACGGCCACCGUGUGCGGCGGCGUCUGAAUUCAAGCCGUGUCAGUGUGUCACGCGAGGGCAUAUGAAUCCCGCCAAUUAGAAAAAAAAAAUCUCGCAAAGAAGGAAGACUUAACAAGCAACCGGAUCCAAUGAUCGUUGAAUCCAGCUUACAAAUCACUCUACCGUACUGCACUAGUAUACGUAGAAAUUAAUAAAUUUGUCUCCUUGGUGUUAAUUUGGAUCCAGGACUUUCUUGAGCCUCGUGCCACUAUAGUAUCCGAUGUCGCUGAUGUGAAGUCAACUUCAGUGUCGUGUCGUGUUGUUUUACGUUUUUGUUUGUGUCUCAAUAACAGGUAUCAACCAUCAGGGUCUGAUGGAAGUAUGAGUUCAUAUCAAAACUCAUAAGGUUUCUUUUGGUGUAGCUCUAGCCCUGCUCUGACCGGUGAAAUCCAUUUCUUGGUUGAAUAAAGCACACUUGAAAAUCA
Molecule: messenger RNA, 1828 nt
Organism: Zea mays
Lineage: Eukaryota; Viridiplantae; Streptophyta; Magnoliopsida; Poales; Poaceae
Exons: 4
Coding region: 429-1391 (320 amino acids)
Source: RefSeq, a predicted model, not a curated record